Messenger RNA from Rasamsonia emersonii CBS 393.64, 1599 nucleotides. RefSeq lists its product as uncharacterized. The transcript is spliced from 3 exons. Lineage: Eukaryota; Fungi; Ascomycota; Eurotiomycetes; Eurotiales; Trichocomaceae. Gene Ontology annotation, cellular component: membrane. Gene Ontology annotation, molecular function: carbohydrate:proton symporter activity. The record is from RefSeq and is a predicted model, not a curated record. Bases 1 to 1599 code for a protein of 532 amino acids. Gene Ontology annotation, biological process: transmembrane transport; carbohydrate transport.
AUGGCCCGCGAUCGGGAACAGCUCGCGGCCACGGCCGACACGGAGCGCGUCGAGGCGCCCGUCACUGCCAAGGCCUAUCUCAUGUGUGCCUUUGCGGCCUUUGGCGGUAUCUACUUUGGUUACGACUCGGGUUACAUCAACGGUGUGCUGGCCAUGGACUACUUCAUCGAGCGCUUCGAGCACCUGGACAAGGCCACCACCCCGGCCAAGGACUUCGUUGUGCCCUCGUGGCAGAAGUCGCUCAUCGUCUCCAUCCUGUCCGCCGGUACCUUCUUUGGUGCCCUGAUUGCUGGUGACCUGGCCGACUGGUUCGGUCGCCGCACCACCAUCAUCACUGGCUGUAUGGUCUUCGCCGUCGGUGUCGCCCUGCAGACCGCCUCUUCCGCCUAUCAGCUGCUGGUCGCUGGCCGCCUGAUCGCCGGGUUCGGUGUCGGCUUCGUGUCCGCCAUCAUCAUCCUGUACAUGUCCGAGAUUGCGCCCCGCAAGGUGCGUGGCGCCAUCGUCUCGGGUUACCAGUUCUGCAUCACCAUCGGCCUGAUGCUGGCCUCGUGCGUCGACUAUGCCACCGAGAACCGCAACGACUCGGGCUCCUACCGCAUCCCCAUCGGCAUCCAGCUGGCCUGGGCCCUCAUCCUGGGCGUGGGGCUGUUCCUGCUGCCCGAGUCGCCGCGUUACUUUGUCAAGAAGGGCAAGCUGGACAAGGCGGCCGAGGUGCUGUCGCGCGUGCGUGGUCAGCCGCAGGACUCGGAGUACAUCCAGCAGGAACUGGCGGAGAUUGUGGCCAACCACGAGUACGAGAUGCAGCUCAUCCCGCAGGACGGCUACUUCUCCAGCUGGCUGAACUGCUUCCGCGGGAGCCUCUUCAAGCCGAACAGCAACCUGCGCCGGACGAUUCUGGGCACUUCGCUGCAGAUGAUGCAGCAGUGGACUGGUGUCAACUUCGUGUUCUACUUCGGUACCUCCUUCUUCACUGCUCUGGGCACCAUCUCCAACCCCUUCCUCAUCAGCAUGAUCACCACCAUCGUCAACGUCUGCUCGACCCCCAUCUCCUUCUGGACCAUGGAGAAGAUGGGCCGUCGCCCGCUGCUGAUCUGGGGUGCGCUGGGCAUGGUGAUCUGCCAGUUCAUCGUCGCCAUUGUCGGUGUCACGGACGGCCAGAACCACCAGGCCGUCAGCGCCAUGAUCUCGUUCAUCUGCAUCUACAUCUUCUUCUUUGCCAGCACCUGGGGUCCGGGCGCCUGGGUCGUCAUUGGUGAGAUCUACCCGCUGCCGAUCCGGUCGCGCGGUGUGGCUUUGUCGACCGCCUCCAACUGGCUGUGGAACUGCAUCAUCGCCGUCAUCACCCCCUACAUGGUGGACCAAGACAAGGGCAACCUCGGCCCCAAGGUGUUCUUCAUCUGGGGCUCCCUGUGCGCGCUGUGCUUCCUCUACGCGUACUUCCUCGUCUACGAGACCAAGGGCUUGACCCUGGAGCAGGUCGACAAGAUGAUGGAGGAGGCGACCCCGAUCACGUCGGCCAAGUGGAAGCCGCACAGCACGUUCGCGGCCGAGAUGGGUCUGACUGACAAGACGACUGUUGUGCACGAGGAGGGGAAGUAA